AGUACAUGAAGAAGGUGUGGAAAUUGCUGUGUGUAGACAUGGAUUUCUUCUCAAAGGUCUGAAUAUGUAUAGAGGAGAAAUCUUUGCAUAUCCAAUGUUUCUCCAAAAAGAGUUCCAGAGUGCUACAUUUUUGGCCAUGGAUGUAACCUGCCGAUAUGUGCCAUACUUGACAAGUGUCAGAGGCCCUGACGCAUCUUCAACCCCUUCAGGAAAUGAGGCAUUGCUUGUCUGUGAUGCAUGCCAAAGCCCACAAUACAAAAUGCGAGAUUCUGUGGACUGCAAGGAACCAGGAGGGCGCCGGCACCACUCUCGGUGAAGAAGUAGAGCAAGUGAAUAGUUUUCUCUCCAGAUGUGCCCUUACCACCAAGUAUAUGGCCAAGUCAGUAAGAACUGACAUGCUGACUGUCCAUGCUAUGGGGUGGAAUGAACGGAAAGAGAAUGGCCUCCAUAUAGCCCUGUCUUCUAGAUUCAAGAAGACAGUAGAGAAGACUGUGGAUGUAGCUGAGAGCCUGAAGACAAUGCAGGAGCAGUUGCAUUGCUGUGAUGACAUGCUGAAACAAUGGGUUGUUGAUGUCAAGCAGUGGGCCAGUAGCAGAAGCGCAGCACCUGGUCCUGUUGAUGCUCAAAGUUUGCAGAUCACAAUCGAAGCACUCUUUGUGAGCAUUUGUCAGAAAAAGCACUACCUUUACAGACAAAAUGAUCGCAACAAAAGGCGACAGAAAAUAACUCAAAAGAUAGCCCAGGAAAAGAAACGGUUGCUGGAAGACAUCCAGAGAUACAACCAACAGACUGAUGGUGACCUUGUGGACACAGAGUUAGUUGUGCAGAAACUCUCUAACAAAGCUGCAGAGAGCAUGAUCUGGCCUUGGCAGGAACAGAACACAGACGGUGUGGACAUCCUUACAAAGAAGAAGCUCUUUGACCACGUAAUGCUUGCCUCACGACUAAAAGAGGAAAAGCAGAUCCUUGUGAAGGAGAUGCUGCAGCACUGCCAGUACCUCAAGGACUCAGUGGCAAAGGUCCAGACACUGAUGGGCACUGUUUUAGUGAGCACACAGACAGGAAGCUUGCCAAAUGGAUUAACCGAGAAGGGGUCCAAGGGCCUCAUCAGUGCACUAAAAAGAAGACUGCAAGACCUGAGACUCCAACAGCAGACCAUAGCAGGCACCUACAGAUGCACUCUCAAACCAAGUAACAGGCUGGUGGAAGAGGAGGACAGGGAAAUGGAAGAAGACAUGGACUGGCAACGUGGCAACAGCUCGGAUGAUGAUGAUAGUGAUGAGGAGGAGGAUGCAGAGAAUUGAAUUCAAGUCACUUGGAUCUGAAUCACUCAGUCACAGCUGUAAUCGCCUGAGACCUAACUUGAUAUACUGUAAUGUAUACUGUGUGUUCUCUCCCUUUGAUCUUUACCUGUAAUGGCCCAGGCGAGUCAAUUGCAACAAAGGCUGCCUCCAGAGCAUGACUGCAGCAGAGCACAGAGCAUUAUUUGUAAAUGAGUGGUAGAACAUAACACUUAACUUGUAACAUGGGUGAGUUGGUGACCAAGCUAACGUUUUCGGGUUUUUGUUUUAGAUUCACUGUUAGGUAAGGGAGCGCGCUGGCUCCGCCUUCCCAUUGUGGGGAGCGCCAGCGGCUCCCAGGUUUUGGUUUUAUUUUCACUAACUCAGUCUUGUUUUUCUGUUCAAUAAACUUUCGUAUUAUUUUUUACAUACAUUGACUUGCGUGGUUGGACUCAAUUUAUGUUGGCUGGCAGAUUGGGCAAUUGGGAAAUGAUGGGGAUAAAUUAUUCAUUUAUUAUUCAUCAUAUAUUUAUUCAUCAUAUAUUUCAAUUAUCCAGAUUGUUUUUGAAAAAUUCUGAUUUAACUCUGUAUAACUCGAGACAACUAUCAUCUCAAUAUUUAAUAUUGAUUAGUGACCAUUA
Messenger RNA from Hypomesus transpacificus, 1921 nucleotides. RefSeq lists its product as uncharacterized. The record is from RefSeq and is a predicted model, not a curated record. NCBI's taxonomy places the organism in Eukaryota, Metazoa, Chordata, Actinopteri, Osmeriformes, Osmeridae. The transcript is spliced from 9 exons. The coding region runs from base 213 to 1304 and encodes 363 amino acids.